Molecule: messenger RNA, 3505 nt
Organism: Owenia fusiformis
Lineage: Eukaryota; Metazoa; Annelida; Polychaeta; Sabellida; Oweniidae
Source: the annotation of a GenBank genome assembly
AAAAAUUUGUUGAUUUUGCCUCAGACCAGGCUCAUGCUUUCAAAAAUACCUUUAUUGCCAAGCUGUAAAAUACUGCAAACUCUGAGUGAUUUCUGUUGCAGUGUUGCAACAACCAAUCAGAUUACGAGUUCUUAAUAGGGGAAAUACUAACUGCUUAUCGCAGGGGGUAAAAAGAAAGAAUAUAUUCUGGAUUUUGAAGCCCUGUGAUUGGAGGAUGUAUUUUUUGUGAAUUUAGAUCAUUAGAAUUUCAUGGCUUCUUUAUUUUACAAAUUUAUAAUGCUCUUAAAAAGCGCAAAAUAUAAUGGCAUACAAAAAAAUACUAAGAGUACAGUAAGUAUUAAUUUUUUACAGGCCACACCUGAUCGGAGGAAGAAGCGAAGGGUUGGUGGGUAUGAUUCCUGCGAAGGUCGCGGUGGGGGUGAUGCAUUUGCAUCGCGGCUGGAGGGAGACCAAAUGCAUUCCCAACCUGUAGUAGUGCUUACUGUACCCAGAAUAACUGAAGUGCUUACUGUACCUAGAAUAGAAACUGGAGUGCUUACUGUACCUAGAAUAGAAACUGUAGAGCUUACUGUACCUGAAAUAGAAACUGAAAUGCUUACUGUACCUGAAAUACAAACUGAAGUACAAACUGAAAUACAAACUGAAGUGCCUAAUUUACCUAAAAUACCAUAUGGAAAGCAAGAAAUGCCAGUACCAUUGUGCUUCAAUAAGACCAUACUUUCAGAAGUCGCAUUCUCAUGUUCAACUGAAUAUAUGUAUAAAAACAUUGAUACAAUAUCCCGUACAACUUCUAAUAUUACUGAGAACAAUACAAACCAUCACAAGGUGUUAGCAGAAGAUAUGGAAGAUUCAUUAAUAUCUGAGUUUGCCACACUGUUAAUACAGAAUACCAUAAAGAAAUCUGAGAAGAAGAAACUCAGAAAACUUACCAAAUUUGCCAAUGUGUCAGCAGAGGUUGGAACUGUCACACAACCAAAAGAUAUUUUAAUAGCAAACUGCAUUGAUACUCUUGCAAAAUCUCUCAAAAUUAUUCAUGAUGUGAACGCACUUCUUACUGAUAACAAUGAUAUUCUUAGAUCUCUGUUGAAAUCAGAAAAGUACUUAAGUAACAAAAUAAGGAGACAAGAAAGAUCUGAAGUUAUCAAAAUGAAAGCAAGAAGAAAGAAAAUGGAACGACAUUUAAAAAACAAUGAAACAUUACAGCCUAUUCUUAUAAAAACACAGAAACUAUCGAGGCGUAAACUUGGACGAUUGAAAAGCAUCUCAACUUCAAAACAACAAAAGCAUGUCCCAGAUAGUACUUUCAGAGCUUCACAACCAAAGAAACAUGUAUUGCCACACCAUGAUCUAGAACAGUUUUUGUCUGACAACACUGUAAGAGUACCACCAAUUGAAAAUAAUGAUCUCAAAAUCUUAAACAUUGAUAACACUGAAACACUGUUCAAGCUGAAUAUUGAACACUGUUCAAACAGGAAAGAAUUGAAAAGAUCCAAAUAUCUUAGUUACAAAUCAGAUAUUGAUACAACUAGAAACAAACCAGAAACUAAAAAUAUGCCAGACAGUGAAAAUCCAUACUUUGUAGAAAUUGUAGAACAAAUGCAAGAUAUUUUUGCUGAAGGAUGUUUACGUGUUCCACCAGUAACGAUUCAUAGUCAUAGCAAAAACAAUGAAAUACUGUUUUCCAUGAACCAUAAAUAUGAAGUGAAAAAGACUGAAAUCUUAGAAGCUGACAAUGGUGACAAACUGUUUAAUGAAAAUGUGUCUUCGAAAGAUUUACAAACUGGAACAAAAUACAAAGUUUCCCAAACUGGAGGUUACAACCCAAAAGAUAAUUCUAAGGAUAAAUCAAAGGAAAGUCCCGAUGAUGUAACUGUUUUGAAAGAAACCUACAGUGAGCCUAUUGGGAAUUUUAACCCUUUGCAAAACCAAGAGAAAGUUCAUUUAUGCAACAUCCAUCAUCUCAAGUAUACGCCAAAAAGCAAUGAUCCUGUAUAUGACAAUGUUGAAAUUGCCUUUAUGAAGCCAAAAUAUGAAUCCUUAAAACAUAUCAGAGGUGAUGGAAACUGUCUUUUUAGAGCAAUUGCAUAUUGCAUAACAAACGAUGAAAAUGACCACACUGCUAUUAGACAGAGUAUAGUGUCUCAUAGAAAUGACCAAAGCUGUAAGAAAUACAUUUGUAAAACAAGAGGAAUAACCGCAACAGAAUUGGAAAAUCAUAUAAGAUCCCAAAAUAUGAAUAGAUCAUCUGUGUGGGGAACUGAUAUUGAAAUUGCCGCAGCUUGCCAUUUAUUCCAAACCCAGAUACUUACUUUUGAAAACACAAAUAGAUGGACAGUAUUUGGAAAAACAUUUGUUAACAGAUGUAUGUACCUAGAUCAUUCUAGCCAAUGUCAUUAUGACGUGGUAACAGAUGUGAUAGAUGCAAAUACAAAUACAAAUCCUGCAAAGAACAAUGCAUCAGCAAUACAGAUAUUUGAUCAAGUUAUAGAAGGAAAUAUGUCUCAAAAUCAUCUAAUGUUUGAAGGCAUAGGUCAAGGAAAACAAUGUUAUGCUAACUCUUUGUCAUUUUUACUGAUGCUUCAAAAUGAAACUCACCAUGAAAUUAAUGCAGAAUUCAUUACUGAUGUUUUAGUCCGAGGCAACAUAUUAUACAAUAGUAUCAUAUCUCAAAAUCCAACUCCAACAGGUUAUUUGGAAAUAUUUGAUAUUCCAAAAAUCUUAAGCUUUAACAACAAAAAUUAUACAUACAAAUCAAGACAACAACAGGGAUACUUAGAAUACUGGAAUUAUACUGAAGAAGAUGACCAAGGAUUAACUCUGCAUGAAGCUAUUGAAAAAGUUCUCACAGAUUACAAUGCAUGCCUUGUUACAUUCCUCAAUACAACAACAUGUGUGAUGAAGAACAAAAGCAUAUAUUAUUCAUUUGACCCACACAGUAGGGAUGAGCAAGGAAGAAUUAAUGUUUUGGGAAAUGCAAUAGUUCACAUGUCGAAUUCAUUGGAAAAAAUAUCAUUAUUCUUGUGGAACACUGCAGAGUCAUUAACUGAUAGUAUAAUAAACAGAACUAAUGCCAAGCAUGGAUUUUCUGUUGAUGGUAUAACAUUUGAAGAAUGUAGGAAAUCUAAGCAAAUAAAAGAUCAAAACUUCGAGCCUAAACUAUCAACAAUAUCUAGCAAAAUAAAGUGUAGGAAUGACCAAGCAAAAAAUGAAGUAAAAAACCUUACUGCUAGUCAACCAUCCAUGUCCUCAAAGUCAGCUAGAAGAACAUCUUGUAAAAAAAAAUUAAAUUUUAAUGAAAAUAUUGAUGCACAUCAAAAAAAGGAAUCUCAAAGUAUAGAACCACUGUCUGAUCAUGAACAAAAUGUUGUUGAUCCAAUGAGUCUACAGAUCAAAGAAUCAUAUGUUCGUCUAUGUAAAUUAACAUGCAAACGUGGACAGCUAGUUGCUGGAAAAUGUGAUAAAGCUAGAAUGCAUUGUACCAAAAAUACUGUAAAUAAUCAAGAAA